AUGGAGCAGAUCACAGACCAUCUCUGCAGGUAUAAAAACUACAACUUUCUAGUCAAUUCCACAAUUCCAGAACACAUCGAUUCACUCCAGAGCUUUGAAAUUCGAGAUAGUGAUGUACUCCUCGUCACAUAUCCAAAGUCAGGUACUAUAUGGACUCAACAGGUCAUCAUCUCCAUCUAUGAGUUAGAGGGGGGUCUGCAUGAAUAUCCAAACAACUCUGAAUAUAUGCCGUGGCUGGAGUACAGGGAUGUUCAACAAGAUUACGCUCUACGACCCUCUCCACGGCUCUUCACCUCUCACCUCACCCCGGCUCUCAUGCCUCCGGGACUAAAGGACAAGAAGGCAAAGAUUAUCUACGUGAUGCGUAAUCCAAAGGACAACAUUGUCUCCUAUUACCACUUCAGUAAUGCUUACGAUGACCUGGAGACUCCCAAGAGCUUUGAGGACUUCCUUCAGACGUAUCUGACAGGCAACGUUUUAGCAUCAUCCUGGUUUGACCACAUCAGGGAGUGGCAUUCAAAGAGAGACCAGUACAACAUCCUCUUUCUCACCUAUGAGGACAUGAUUUUGGACCUGAAGGCGGCAGUAACUAAGAUCUGCACUUUCUUGGGGAAAAACCUGAGUGAAGCAGCCAUUGAGCAAGUUGUGGAAAAAGCUACAUUUAAGAACAUGAAGAAAGAUUCCAAAGCCAACUACGAGUUUCUGCCACAAGAUAAGAUGCAGGGAGAUUUCAUGCGCAAAGGUAAGAUUGGUGACUGGAAGAACACCUUUACUGUCGCUCAGAGUCAAAGAGUAGAUCAACUCCUGCAGGAGAGACUCGGUGAUAUGUCUCUGAAGUUCAUCUGGGAGUUAGCAGAGUAGCCCCACCAACCUUAAGCUGUUUACGUGUUUUUAAUCCUGAA
Molecule: messenger RNA, 902 nt
Organism: Perca fluviatilis (European perch)
Lineage: Eukaryota; Metazoa; Chordata; Actinopteri; Perciformes; Percidae
Product: amine sulfotransferase-like
Exons: 6
Coding region: 1-861 (286 amino acids)
Biological process (GO): sulfation
Cellular component (GO): cytoplasm
Molecular function (GO): sulfotransferase activity
Source: RefSeq, a predicted model, not a curated record